Chenopodium quinoa (quinoa) is the source of this 3775-nucleotide messenger RNA. RefSeq names its product cyclin-T1-4-like. The record is from RefSeq and is a predicted model, not a curated record. The transcript has 6 exons. Gene Ontology annotation, cellular component: nucleus; cyclin/CDK positive transcription elongation factor complex. Gene Ontology annotation, molecular function: cyclin-dependent protein serine/threonine kinase activator activity. Gene Ontology annotation, biological process: positive regulation of DNA-templated transcription, elongation; regulation of transcription by RNA polymerase II. Bases 245 to 1354 code for a protein of 369 amino acids. NCBI's taxonomy places the organism in Eukaryota, Viridiplantae, Streptophyta, Magnoliopsida, Caryophyllales, Amaranthaceae.
AAUUAAAAUGACUUGUGAGAUUAUUAAUUUCUAUUUUUCAAAAAAAAAAAAAAAACAAUUAAACCGGUACAUCAUUGAAAAUUAACUACGGGUAACAACCAAUCAACCACACAAACCCAAACACCAACCAACUCCCUCUUUUUUUCUCUCUCCUUUCACGCCCGCCGGUCACCUCGCCGCACUCUAUACUACACUCCUCUUUCCUUCCCUCUCUUUGCGAUUCCUUUGUUUUCAAUAAGAAAUCAUGUCGUAUGGAAGUACCUAUCAACCUCAAGGUGGUACAUUAUAUGAAUAUAAUUGGCCAUCCUUUCCUAGAUAUCAUGACAACAGCAACUUAUAUCAAAAUGAUGACUAUUAUAGCUACAGCAGAUAUAAUCAUUACAGUAGUAGGAUGUUUGAUGAUAUGAAGAGGCACGACUUUCACUACAAUGCCUUAGGAAAUUGUAGAGAAUUAGCCCUUAGAGAAAACUACUCAAGGCCUAGUGGCGUACCGUCUUUUAAAAGAAGAAGAAUUUCAGAGAAUGCUGGGGUAAAUGAUGGAAAUGUUUAUUUCCAACCAAAUCAGAACAGAGUUGCCGCUUUCAUUCCUUCAUAUGACAGUGCUUAUUUUCCCACUAUAGCUGCUCCUAGUACAAGUGCUAAUUGUAACACAUCGGGUAAACGUGGACGGUUGGUUCUAGAAGAUGAAGAUUGCACAGUCCUUAUGUCUAGGGAGGAGAUAGAAAGGUGUUCCCCUUCUAGAAAAGAUGGGAUUGAUGCAUUACAUGAAACACGGCUGAGGUACUCAUAUUGUGCCUUCCUUCAGAACCUUGGGAUGCGGCUUGAUGUGCCUCAAACGACAAUAGGCACUGCAAUGGUUUUAUGCCACCGCUUUUUCAUCCGACGAUCACAUGCCAACCAUGAUAGAUUUUUGAUUGCUACUGCUGCACUGUUCCUUUCUGCAAAGUCUGAAGAGACAGCUCGCCCUUUGAAUGAUGUGUUGAAGGCGUCUUGUGAAAUUCUCCACAAGCAAGAGCUUACCAUCUUGUCGUACAUGCUCCCUAUUGAUUGGUUUGAGCAAUAUCGGGAGCGAAUCAUUGAGGCUGAGCAAUUGAUUCUAACUACGUUAAACUUUGAGCUCAGUGUACAACAUCCUUUUGAUACUUUGACAUCCAUUCUUAACAAGUUAGGUGUAUCACAGACACAUUUGAUGAAUCUGGCACUGAAUUUGGUCAGUGAAGGGGUUGAUAUGCCUAGCUGGCGGAGAUUUGCUAUAAUGAAGUUAUGUUUUACAUCUGAAGUUGAACUGCCGUUGUGUUAUGGUUGCUUAACUCUGAAAAUGCCUGUCAAGCUGGUAUUUGGCUAUAACAGAUAGACAUAGACUCAUUCCAGAAUCGGUUUAAGUAGUUUUCCAGCUUAUUUUUUUUGGGGUGACAUCAAGUAUUCUUUUGCUGUUUUUAUUUCUGAUGAAUUAAUAUUUUAUUAGAAACUAGGCUUGACUUUGAUUUUAUGCCCUUUUGGUAGUCAAUAUGUGGUUGAUGAACAAAUGAUGAAAAGGGAGGGAGGCUUUUGGAGUGUGAGGAAACGAAAAUAUGGGCAUGAAUAGUGCAUCUUAUGCACAACACAACAGUAGUCAUUCUGUUGGAGACUUAGAGUGGUUCCUCCUUUCUUGCUUUGUGAUUGAAGGGAGGACAUAGUCAACCAAUCAGUAGGACCUGCUGCUAUUAUUGCAGGGUUGCCUACUUUGCCCUGGUUUUCUCAUGUUUUCCAUUCUCAAACCUUUUGUUUCCCCUUAAUUGUGAAGCUUGUUGUUGGUGAAAGCCCUUGCCUCUAUGGAUUAGUAUAAAGGGCUUUGAUAAGGAGAGAAUUUGCCAGAAUCGUUGUCUUCGGUGUCAAUUCGUAUAGUGAAAUUGGUCUUCUGGAUUAACCAAAUGCAGCAAAUCUGGUAAGUUGAAGCCGAACAUUUCAAAUCAUGUGCUCUACAGCAUUAUAUCUUGACCUCCUGAAACACCUAGAUUUGCAAAAAGUCAGGUUAUAUUACCCCACUGUAGUCAGCAUGGCUUAUUGCUGUUGAUGGGUUCUUUCAGAUCCAGAAAAUAUUGAAGGGGAAAAACAGAAAUAACAUUGAAUGGGAAAAAGAAAGAUUGACCAAUAGGUUAGUUUAUGUUUUGCACUCCUUUAUGAGAAUCAAAGUCAACAAUGUUCGAAUUGAGCAAGGAUACCUCUUUUUUAGAAAGACCUUCUUGAACACACUGGGGAUGCUCAUAUUAAUUACACUCUAUAGUUAUCUCAUCAGGAUAUCAAGUUAUUAAUGCAUAAAGUUAUUAAUUACACUCUAUAGAUAUGCAAUGAAAUAAUAUCUAUACUUCUAUAGUAGAAAAAUAAGAAUCUACUCUGUUCUUGGAUAGUCCCUUCCCCUCCCUCUUGGAAUAAAUGGGUCUCUGCAACAUUUUCUUUUGGGAAGUGUCAUUACAUGUUUUCUCAGAGAGAUUGCACUUAAUCAUCAGGAUUUUUUUUUUUUUUUUUUUCUCUCUUUAUUAUCUAUGAGUUUGAUUUGAAGGAGGCUGAGUGAUGGCGAUUACCUUGCCAUCAUUUUGUGAUGAUGCAAAGCUGUCUCUUCUUGCAAACCAAUGACUAUCAAUGUAAUGUUGAAAUUGAUUUGUUGUAUCCCAUUUUGUGUCAGGCAUGUGUAAUCAGUAAUCACCAUUAUGGAAACAAUUUCUUUGUUUAUAAGAUUUUCGAUUUUUUUUUUUUUUUUUAAUUUUUUUUUUAAAUACCAAAAUGGUUUUUAUCUACAUUUUAAGGGUUAGAAAUCCAUUGAAAUUUGGUAUUGAAGGUGAACUCUUGCCUCUUGGUUUAUUUGGCUGCUGUGGUAAAUCAUAUGCCUAAAGUGAUGUAUAUAGGUUGAAAAUGGAUAAUGAGAAGUAACUUCCAUUUGAAUACUUGUAUAUUUUCUCUUUUGGGUUAUGUUCAUUGCUGUGUUAUAGAAAUUUGAAUCUAGAUCCUUAGAUCUUAUGUUUUGAUUUUUCAAAAUCAGGAAUUCUUUGAGCUAAAACUGUUUGUCUGUUUGCAUAUCUGUACAUGGUUUGGCUUUUGUGUGUGUGUGUGUGUGUGUUAGUUGGAAUGUGGAAAGUUUCCUUGGAUAUAUGUUGCAUAUUUUGGGUCUAGACUCUAGACUCUGUCUCUUUGGUCUAAUGAUGAUCUCAUAGUCUUUCUUAAUUGCUUCAGUUGAUUAUAAUAUUCUGUUACCCCUCACUUAUAUUAUGCCUUAAAAAUACAGGGAGACUGUGAUUGUUCCUCAAUGCAUUAUCACUUUUAUUAUCUUUAAGAGAUGACAAUGAUGCACCACCUUCGAUCAACUGUAGGAGUUCAGUAUAAUUUGGUUUGAUAUUUGAAAACACUGGAUGAUUGUGCCACCAUUGAUCUGUUUGAAAGUCUAGUUAUAUGUUAUGAGCCUUGUAUCUGAAGUUGUGGCAAUGUAUCUCUGUGAUCUAGUUUGAGACUAAGGCUCUUAGUUGAGUCGGUGAUAAAUUCUUGGGUAAAUUGACAAUAUCCUAUCGCCAGAGCAUAACAUUAUAUAUGGCAUAACGCUUAAUAACUACCAAAUAAAAACAGGAAAUAAGAAGAAAAAAAUGUUCCAUUAUUGUUUAUUUUGAACUUUGAUAUUAUCUUUGUUAAAUGCUAUGAAGUAUUAUCUAUGUGCAAUUUUGAAGCAACUAUGGCCAGGUGUUAGGCUGUAAAAUUUUCGAAGUUUUACUAUCUGUACUGGACAUAUGGAGCUUUCAAGUCGACAAAA